AUGCUACUAAUAUCCAAAUAUUCAUCAUUAAACCUCCCAAACUGUCUUCUGUAUUCUGAUUGGUAUGAUUUCAUUGUCAAUCUCACCAAAUACUUUAGUCAUGAUCUCAGAAAAGCAAUUUGCGUAAUCUGCAAUUUAUUUUCAGUUCUGCUCAGAGAGGAAGAACAAGAAGAAAUAGUUGAUUGGUUGGAGAACACUUUGGGAGACUUGAAAACCCCUCAAAUUUCAUUCGAAUUCUCUACCAUAAAAAUAUCUGACGACGAUCUUGACAGCACGAUAAAGUCAACAGUUUGUGGAAGACUAUCCGAAAAUAUAUCGUUGAUAAUCGACGUAACUUGGUCCGGUAUAUCAGAAGUUGGUGUACUAGCGAAAAAAUUGUAUGUUCCUUACUUGAGACUAGAUCUCUCCAUUAGCCCAUUCUUGGUUUCGCUAGAUGAAUACCUGGAUUACCGGAAUUCUACCGAUGUGGUGCUUAUUUUCGACGACGCUUCUUAUACCAAUCAAUUGUUGUUUUCCUGGAUAGAUUCGAAUAGAAUGAGGAUGUUGGUUUCAGAAAAAUUAGAUACUGCCGUUGCGAAGAAGUUGAAGAAAAUUAGACCGAUACCCAAUAAUUUUGCCCUGAUUGCUGGUACGCAAAAUAUGAUGCAACUGUUUCAAAAGGCCUUGGAUGAAGGUCUGGUCACUUUACCAGAACGCUGGAACCUAGUUUUCACCGAUUUCCAGCAUCAAAAUUUCGACAGAAAACUGAUAUACGGAAAACCCAUAAAUUUACUAACCUUGGACGAAAGAGUUUGUUGCAAUUUCAUCGGCAAGUCGCCCAGUUGCUCCUGUCCUCGAAAAUUCAAUCUGCAACAAGAAUUUCUGGUUGCCCUUCUCGAAGAAAUCCAACGGAUUUUCCUCAAGCUCAAGAAUGAGGGCUACCAAAUCAGCGAUGGCGCAGAUUGCGAAGAAGGGUCUUUCAACUUGGAUCUGAGCAAAAAAUUCGAUAAAUUAUUUCACGACGUUUUGAAGAGUAGCGAUCGGUUCUAUGAAAAUAGGGGGGUUGUGAGGGUGAAGAUUUAUGGGAAUGUGGAGGUUGGAACGAAAGUUUCUUCUGAGAUUGUAGCAUCCUUCGAUGAUUCUGACGGUAUAAAAGUCGCUCCUGGGAAAAAUAUAAAGGCGGUCAAGGCUUACUAUAGAAUUGGUAUCACACAUGCAUUACCGUGGUCUUACAAAGAAAUCGAUGAUGAUGGUAAUUCAUAUUGGACCGGAUACUGUGUUGAUUUUGCACGUAAAUUGUCCCAGGAUAUGAAUUUUGAUUUUGAAUUUGUUGAACCUGAAGAUGGUACAUUCGGGGAGAAAGUUAAUGGAAAAUGGAAUGGAGUAGUGGGUGAUCUUUACAGAGGGGAAACAGACAUAGCUAUAACAGCUCUCAUAAUGACUGCCGAUAAAGAGGAAGUCAUUGAUUUUAUUCCACCAUAUUAUGAGCAAACAGGAAUUUCGAUAGUUAUGAGAAAACCUGAUAGGAAAACGUCCCUUUUCAAAUUCAUGACUGUGCUUAAGUUAGAGGUUUGGCUCAGCAUAGUUGGAGCAUUGAUAGUUACUGGAUUCAUGUUGUGGUUUGUCGAUAAAUAUUCGCCAUACAGUGCUAGGAACAACAAAAAGGCAUAUCCUUAUCCCUGCAGAGAAUUCACACUGAAGGAGAGCUUUUGGUUUGCUUUGACUUCUUUCACUCCCCAAGGAGGAGGUGAAGCUCCAAAAUCACUUUCAGGUAGAACGUUGGUGGCAGCCUAUUGGCUCUUCGUAGUGCUCAUGCUAGCCACUUUCACGGCCAAUUUGGCCGCUUUCCUCACAGUAGAAAGGAUGCAGACUCCGGUUCAGUCUUUGGAGCAGCUAUCUCGUCAGUCACGUAUAAAUUAUACUGUUGUGCAAGAUUCGGAUACACACAAGUACUUCAUCAACAUGAAGCAUGCUGAGGACACUUUAUAUAGGAUGUGGAAAGAGUUGACACUGAAUUCGUCUACUGACGAUGCACAGUACCGCGUAUGGGACUAUCCAAUAAGGGAGCAAUACGGCCACAUUUUGAUAGCGAUCAACGAUUCUAAUCCAGUGGCAAACGCUUCGGAAGGCUUCAGACUAGUGAACGAACACAUCGACGGCGAUUUCGCCUUCAUACACGAUUCUUCCGAGAUCAAAUAUGAGAUCAGCAGAAACUGUAACCUGACAGAGGUGGGAGAGGUGUUUGCUGAAAAACCCUAUGCUGUGGCAGUGCAGCAGGGGAGUCAUAUCCAAGAUGAUCUGAGUAGAGCGAUUCUAAAUCUGCAAACUAACAGAUUUUUCGAAGAACUUCAAGCGAAAUACUGGAAUCAUUCUGUUAAAGGUGAUUGCCCAAAUGCUGACGACAACGAGGGAAUUACACUUGAGAGUUUGGGGGGUGUGUUCAUCGCAACUCUAUUUGGAUUGGUCCUAGCAAUGAUAACUCUAGUUGGUGAAGUAAUAUACUACAGAAACAAGAGGAAGAAGAAUGAACAAGUCCAAACACUACAAAUCAAGCCAUCCCCGGACAUGAAGGAGACUUUCAAGAACAACAUAAAACUGAUCAGUCCGGAAACAAUCACUAUUGGAAAAGAGUUCAAACCUUCGAGUUUCAAUAUGAUCAAUUCGGAACUCAUCAAGCCUCCCAAGAUGUUGUACCCGCGAUCAAGGAAUCGUGUACAUCAAACCAAUAUCAGAAACGCCAUUCCGGUGAAUGAGUGAAUCUGAAACAGCAAGCAGCAUUACAGAUUUUAACUGGAAAAUAUAGUUUUUCAUUGUUAGAAUUUAAGUCAGCUCGAAUUGAUAACCAAAA
Molecule: messenger RNA, 2827 nt
Organism: Coccinella septempunctata (seven-spotted ladybird)
Lineage: Eukaryota; Metazoa; Arthropoda; Insecta; Coleoptera; Coccinellidae
Gene: Ir8a
Product: ionotropic receptor 25a
Exons: 13
Coding region: 1-2736 (911 amino acids)
Biological process (GO): synaptic transmission, glutamatergic; modulation of chemical synaptic transmission; monoatomic ion transport
Cellular component (GO): plasma membrane; postsynaptic membrane
Molecular function (GO): glutamate-gated receptor activity; transmitter-gated monoatomic ion channel activity involved in regulation of postsynaptic membrane potential
Source: RefSeq, a predicted model, not a curated record